Messenger RNA from Protopterus annectens (West African lungfish), 3956 nucleotides. It is a transcript of the gene SLC5A7, whose product is annotated as solute carrier family 5 member 7. Gene Ontology annotation, cellular component: synapse; perikaryon; dendrite. Gene Ontology annotation, biological process: choline transport; synaptic transmission, cholinergic; acetylcholine biosynthetic process. The transcript is spliced from 9 exons. The coding region runs from base 966 to 2702 and encodes 578 amino acids. The record is from RefSeq and is a predicted model, not a curated record. Gene Ontology annotation, molecular function: choline:sodium symporter activity. NCBI's taxonomy places the organism in Eukaryota, Metazoa, Chordata, Ceratodontiformes, Protopteridae.
AAAGUGACAGAAUAUCUCCCGCUGAUUGACUGAAUUCCUUAAACUGCAUCUUACGUCAAGACCACUCCAAUUAAUGCAACUUGAGGCUAUUUUUGUCUAAGCCUUGCACGACUUCAAUGGAAUAUUUUUGUAAUUUGCACCGGGUGACAUUCCUAUUCAUAAAUCAACCCCGGGUGUUCCGUUCUUCCUGACGUCUUUCCCUUCCACAAAUGACUGCGUGGUACCGGUUAUAAAGAACUUUUAUUAUUACUUUAUGUAUCGUUAAGUCCAGUUAGGUAACAUUUCUGGCGUCAGGUGAGGUCUUCCGGAAAGUGUCACGUUCAUUUGCUUCUAAAAGUCAGUCCUGAUGUGCCUGGAUUUGGUAUCGCUAUUUGUGAUAUAACACAGACUGUGCAUCUGCUAUAAAUGUGUUGUUCCAUUCUUCUGAUGCAUUUUAGUUCUUGGUGGUUUAAUUUCUGCGACGUUUUCUAUUCACCAAUUUAUCUUUAUGUGAUCUUUUUCACUCGAACCACCUGCUGUCAAAUUUUGAAGUUUCUAAAAGCAAUUUUCUAAUAUUGUCACUUGCGGCGCCUUUAGCCAGCGCUUCAGAUUGUAAAGGCUACUGACUUCGAGGGGUGCGGACAUCUUUUCCCAGAGUGGAGUAAACGGUAGAACUUGCAAGAACUGGAAUAAUUUACUGUAAACGAAUUUGAGUAGUUUAAUUUCUCAUCCAGGGAUACUGUUGUCUAUCAGAAAGUGAACUGAACGUUGCGGGUAAGUUUGGUGAGUUGGCAUACAGCCUUUUGUAACCGUGGGGUACCUGACAGCUUCCCAGUAAAGGGAUCGCUGCUGCAGCCCUUGAAGCAGUAGCAGGGCUAUUGAAUGGGCGCUGUCCGCGGUCCUGAAUUGGAAGGCGCUGCGUUAAACACGAAGUCUAAAUGCAGUAAUAUUUGAGCGGAAAACACAGUAAGCACGCCUUACAGAAGAUGGCAAUCCAUGCGGAAGGGGUGGCAGCUAUCAUUCUUUUUUACCUGCUGAUACUCGCUGUUGGAAUCUGGGCUGCCAGGAAAAACAAGCGCACAGAAGCGGAGGGCAUGGGCGGCAGCGAAGCCAUUAUGGUGGGAGGGCGAGACAUAGGACUACUGGUUGGAGGAUUUACUAUGACUGCUACCUGGGUAGGAGGUGGUUAUAUAAACGGGACAGCAGAAGCAGUAUAUGUGCCAGGGUACGGAUUGAUUCAAGCUCAAGCUCCCUUUGGUUAUGCUUUAAGCCUGGUCUUAGGUGGUCUGUUCUUUGCAAAACCAAUGCGUUCCAAGGGUUAUGUGACCAUGUUAGAUCCUUUUCAGCAGCUUUUUGGCAAGCGUAUGGUGGGGCUCCUUUUCAUCCCUGCAUUAAUGGGAGAGAUGUUCUGGUCAGCUGCUAUCCUGUCAGCAUUAGGUGCAACCCUAAGUGUGAUAAUUGACAUCAACAUAAACAUGUCGGUAAUUAUUUCUGCCUUGAUUGCAGUAUUUUACACUUUGGUUGGUGGACUGUACUCAGUUGCAUAUACUGAUGUGGUUCAGUUAUUUUGCAUCUUUAUUGGGCUGUGGAUCAGUAUACCCUAUGCACUCAGAAAUCCAGCAGUUACUGAUAUCGGGUUUACUGCAGUUCAGUAUGUUUAUCAAGAACCAUGGCUUGGGACUCUGAAUUCAGAAGAUGUUGCUUCAUGGAUUGAUAACUUUCUUUUACUGAUGUUGGGGGGGAUUCCUUGGCAAGUUUAUUUUCAGAGAGUCCUUUCAGCAUCUUCUGCUACAUAUGCUCAGGUACUUUCCUUCCUUGCUGCUAUGGGUUGUUUGGUGAUGGCCUUACCUUCAAUUCUCAUUGGUGCUGUUGGAGCUUCAACAGAUUGGAAUCAGACCACAUAUGGUUUACCAGAGCCGGUGAAUAGAAAUGAAUCAGAGAUGAUUUUACCAAUUGUAAUGGAGCACCUCUGCCCACCGUAUAUCUCAUUUUUUGGCCUUGGAGCAGUGUCAGCAGCUGUAAUGUCAUCUGCUGAUUCAUCAAUUCUCUCAGCAAGCUCAAUGUUUGCUCGCAAUAUCUAUCAGCUUUCCUUUAGACAAAAGGCUUCAGACAGAGAAAUUGUUUGGGUGAUGCGAAUCACCAUUUUUCUCUUUGGUGCUGGUGCAACGGCUAUGGCAUUACUGACUCAGUCAGUUUAUGGACUAUGGUACUUAAGUUCUGACCUCGUCUAUGUCAUUAUCUUCCCGCAGCUGCUCUGCGUACUUUUCAUCAAAGGAACUAAUACAUACGGCUCUAUUGCAGGAUAUAUAACCGGUCUUCUGUUCAGACUAAGUGGAGGAGAACCCUAUCUUCAGUUUCAGCCCAUCAUCUGCUACCCAGGAUGUUACUUAAAUGAUAAUGUUUAUAUUCAGAGAUUUCCAUUCAAGACCAUGUCCAUGGUGCUCUCAUUCAUAACAAAUGUUCUAGUAUCCUACACAGCAAAAUACAUGUUUGAAACUGGAUCUUUGUCUCCAAAGUUUGAUAUUUUGGAUGCAGUUGUUGCAAAGCACAGUAAAGAAAAUAUGGAUAAAACAACCCUUGUUAACAAUGACAAUAUCAUAUUAUCAGAACUUGCGCCUGUCAAACCAAGACUUAGUACAACUCUAGCUGGUGGCUUUACAAACAGAGAAGCCUAUGACGAGAUGGAUUCAAGCCCAGAAUCACCCGACAAAGUUAGUGAUUAAUGUUAGUUUUUUUCUGAAUUCCAUUACUGUGUGCAAAGUAUUUAAAUAUGUACAGAGAGUAAAAAUGACAAGUAUUGUUUUAGCAAUUAUAUUUUUUUAUUAUUUAGACAACCUUGUACAGUAUCAUGUUCCUUAAAAUGACUACAACACAAGGUCAUUUACUAUUUUUUUAAAGUGCGUGGAAUUAGUGAUGCUGUAUCUGUACUGAUUAAACUAUAAGCAAACCUUUUAGAAUGCUUAAGUUAUAGAAUGUACGCAAGGCAAGGUUGCAAAGCAGAGAUGUUGGCUUCUAAUGUAUGCACAAUAACCUUUUACAAAAUUGUAUAAGUCUCAUUAAUUAUACAGUAACACAGUCUAUCAAUCUGGGUAUUGUAUGCAUGCAUGUGUAUGUGUGUAUACAAGUAAGAGUGUGUAUGUUUGGAUGUGUGCAUCUGUGUCUGUAUGCAUGUGUGUCUGUAUGUCAGUGCUCAAUACAUGCAUUUCAUUACUCAUCUGCAGUGUAAUGAAAGGAUACACUUUUAUUUCCAGUUCACAAUUAUGAGAAAUGAAAGGACUACUGCUUCCUAAAUGUUAAUAGCACCUGCACUUCAUUCUUACCUUUUUGUUAAUUUUAUAUCACUUUUACUUGAUUUCCUGUUAAUUAAAUAGAUUUUCUUAGGUCUAGAAUGACUGAACAAGAUCUAUUACAUUAAUGGUAGCUUUCAAUGAAUCAUACAAAAAUCCUAAACCUUACAAAGCAACAUGUUUUCAUGGAGAAAAGCCCUUCAUAAACAUCAAUGCAAGUGGGGUGGUCCCUAUAUUUAAUUUUUAGGUAUGAUCAUCUAUGGGGAUACUGUACUCUAGGGGCAAGUUGCCCCUGUAAUAGUGCUACUACUGUGUUUGGCAAGAUUUGUCCAGUCUGCCAAAAACAUAUUUCAUUCUCAAAGUUCUUUGCAUAUUCUACAACCAUUCUGGAACUGCAAUAAAAAGGAAUCAUUUGUUCACAUUAUCCAUUCUCACUUUAGGAGGCCUUACUAACACUGAGCUAUUCAACCACCCAGUUAACCAGUGUUUUAGCAGCAAUACACUUAAUAAUAAGCCAACAGAUAUUCUAAUGUUUUCUGCAUUGUAUUGUAUAAUACUAAAUUCAUUGCAUGGUGCCUUCAUGUAUCCAUUUCUUGUGUGUUAAAGUGAGAAAACAGUGGACUAUCAAGCCAUGACUUAAUUCUGUGAACACAUAAUGUGACCUCAUUUCAAUGUUCUGGCUACACACAC